UACCUGACAUCUGGCCUCUGACGUGUUUUCUCUGAGAAGGUUAACCGAUUGCUUUAUCAGCACGUCGUGGAUAUUAUGCACCUGUAGUAAUGGUUUUUAAAUAAUUUCGUUAUAUUUAAUAACUCAAACUGAUAACUACUUAUUGGUCUAGUGUGAGAAAAAUAUUUCUAUUAGAAAAAUGACAACGUACGAAGAAUUUAUACAGCAGAACGAGGACCGUGACGGCAUUCGUUUUACUUGGAAUGUUUGGCCUUCGAGUCGACUGGAUGCUAGCCGUAUGGUCGUCCCGCUCGGUUGUUUGUACCAACCGUUGAAAGAGCGUCCGGAUCUUCCGCCGAUACUGUACGAUCCGGUUGUUUGCACCAGAACUACCUGUCGAGCUAUUCUGAAUCCGAUGUGCCAGGUGGACUACCGCGCUAAACUGUGGGUGUGCAAUUUUUGCUUCCAGCGUAAUCCAUUUCCACCCCAGUAUGCGGCUAUCUCGGAACAGCACCAACCGGCGGAGUUGAUUGCGGGUUUUAGUACGAUAGAAUACACAAUUACCAGGGCGCCUUGUUUGCCGCCGGUAUUUUUGUUCGUGGUCGACACUUGUAUGGACGAGGAAGAACUGACAGCACUGAAGGAUUCUCUACAGAUGUCACUCAGUUUAUUGCCAGCGAAUGCAUUGGUUGGCUUGAUUACCUUCGGGAAAAUGGUUCAAGUGCAUGAACUCGGAACGGAUGGAUGCUCCAAAAGUUACGUUUUUCGUGGAACGAAGGAUUUAUCGGCGAAGCAAAUUCAGGAUAUGCUUGGCAUUGGAAGAGCACCUGGACCGAAUCAACAGCAGCCCCAACAGCGAGGUCCUACCGGGCCAGUACCACCGGCUAAUCGUUUUUUACAACCGCUACAUAAAUGCGACAUGGCACUGACCGACCUACUUGGUGAGCUACAACGGGAUCCGUGGCCUGUUCCACAAGGCAAGCGAUUCCUGCGUUCAACAGGAGCAGCACUUUCCAUUGCGGUUGGCUUACUGGAAUGUACCUACCCGAAUACCGGUGCUCGUACGAUGUUGUUCCUCGGGGGUCCCUGCUCGCAGGGUCCCGGUCAAGUAGUGGACGAUGAACUGAAACAUCCAAUUCGAUCCCAUCACGAUAUCCAAAAGGACAAUGCCAAGUAUAUGAAAAAAGCUAUCAAACAUUACGAAGCACUUGCGCUGAGGUCGGCGACCAACGGCCAUUGCAUUGAUAUUUAUUCUUGCGCACUUGAUCAAACCGGUCUAAUGGAGUUGAAGCAGUGCUGUAACUCAACCGGUGGUCAUAUGGUUAUGGGAGAUUCAUUCAAUUCGUCACUAUUUAAACAAACUUACCAGCGAGUUUUUGCAGUGGAUCAAAAAGGUGAUUUAAAAAUGGCUUUCAACGGAACGUUGGAGAUUAAAUGUUCUCGGGAGCUUAAAAUCGAAGGUGGUAUAGGAUCUUGUGUUUCUUUGAACGUUAAAAACGCUUCGGUGGCCGACUCGGAGAUAGGCAUGGGAGGAACCGCACAAUGGAAACUCUGUACCAUGACUCCAAACAGUACGAUGGCAUUCUUUUUCGAGGUAGCUAAUCAGCAUGCCGCUCCAAUACCUCAGGGCGGUCGGGGUUGCCUACAGUUUAUCACUCAGUACCAACAUUCCAGUGGUCAGCGAAGGAUUCGGGUUACUACUGUGGCACGUAGCUGGGCGGAUGCCACUGCAAAUCUUCACAUGAUAAGCGCCGGCUUCGAUCAGGAAGCUGCCGCUGUGCUUAUGUCUCGGAUGGUUGUCUAUCGGGCCGAAUCGGACGACGGACCUGACACUUUGCGCUGGGUUGAUCGGCAGCUCAUCCGGCUGUGCCAGAAAUUCGGUGAAUACAGUAAAGAUGAUCCCAACAGUUUCCGGCUGGCGGAGAAUUUUUCAUUGUUCCCGCAGUUCAUGUACCAUCUGCGACGAUCGCAGUUUCUACAAGUAUUUAAUAACUCGCCUGAUGAAACUACAUUUUACCGGCACAUGCUCAUGCGGGAAGACCUCACCCAAUCGCUGAUCAUGAUUCAACCAAUUCUGUACUCCUAUUCGUUCAACGGUCCACCAGAACCGGUCCUACUAGACACGUCGUCCAUCCAGCCAGAUCGCAUUUUGCUGAUGGAUACUUUCUUCCAAAUUCUUAUCUUCCAUGGGGAAACAAUAGCGCAGUGGCGUAAUCUGAAGUAUCAAGAUAUGCCCGAAUACGAAAACUUUAAGCAACUGCUGCAAGCUCCGGUCGACGAUGCUCAGGAAAUUUUACAAACCCGUUUUCCGAUGCCACGGUACAUUGACACCGAACAGGGCGGUUCACAGGCUCGAUUUCUGCUAUCCAAAGUAAACCCCUCGCAGACGCAUAACAACAUGUACGCCUACGGACAGAUGGCUGCGUCAACAGCGGAUGGAGGAGCGUCGGUACUCACGGACGAUGUGUCGCUGCAAGUAUUCAUGGAGCAUCUGAAAAAGCUAGCAGUUUCGUCUACUACGUGAUUGGUCGAUCGUGACUACUUAACGCACAUCAUCGUGUGAAGCAGCCAGCAAUUGAUGCGAUAGCGAGCGUAGUAUUUCUGUUUUAUCAAAUAUGAUGUUAAGAUAUGAAAAUAAUACAUGUAGCCGUUCGGGCUCAAUAGAACUGUGUUGGAGAAUCGUUUCAGCCAUCGCCCGUUCGUAAGUAUACGUAACACCAAGGUUGCAUAUUCAAUUUCGGGGUGUAAAUUCCAUUCAAUUUGCCGCGUGCCGAUAGCUCGCUCCACAAAUACAAUUUUCUAACUUGAUGUACGACAAACUUGCAGUCCGAAAGUGAUGCUACAAGUUUGUUGAAGAAAGCAAUGCUCUAACUCUUGUGCCUAAAGUGUAAGAGCCCAUAUUCAGCAGGAUGUUCAGCCAAUAUUCGCGGAGAAUAUUAUAAUAUUCACCGCGAAUAUUGACUGAAUAUUGCACUGAAUAUGGGCUUUUACGCUUCAGGCAUAAGAGUUAGAGCAUUACAUUAUUCGACAAACUUGUAGUACUACUUAGGGACUACAAGUUCGUCAUGCAUCGUAUUUCUAAAUUGUACUUAUGCAGCGAGCUGUCGGCACGCGGCGAAAAAGUACCCUUAAAUUGAAUAUGCAACCUUGCGUAGCACCCAAUUGGCUCGACCAUUAAUAAUACCGCGCGAACAUUAACUGGCGAUAAGAUGGCAAUUGACGCGGACGCGACAGCUUCAAUUGAACUGAAGCCAAGCGAUCAAUUAACGUACUAGGUUUACGAUACAAAAUUGCAGAAAUCAAAUAAUAGUGUGUCAUUGUGUUUAUGUAGGAAAUAAAUUAAUUAUAUUUAUCAGAUAAAA
This is a messenger RNA of Wyeomyia smithii (pitcher-plant mosquito), 3341 nucleotides long. RefSeq names its product protein transport protein Sec23A (gene Sec23). The record is from RefSeq and is a predicted model, not a curated record. Bases 179 to 2503 code for a protein of 774 amino acids. The transcript has 4 exons. Lineage: Eukaryota; Metazoa; Arthropoda; Insecta; Diptera; Culicidae. Gene Ontology annotation, biological process: COPII-coated vesicle budding; endoplasmic reticulum to Golgi vesicle-mediated transport; COPII-coated vesicle cargo loading. Gene Ontology annotation, cellular component: COPII vesicle coat; endoplasmic reticulum exit site. Gene Ontology annotation, molecular function: zinc ion binding; GTPase activator activity.